AUGACUGUCAUCAUUUUUGGAUUGUCACAACCGGAGCUGCUACAUAUUCAAUCUGUUUUGUUUUGGUGCAACAAUUCAACAACUUCCGCUGCCUCAAAAAAGAAGGACAAAAAAGGCAACAAAUUUUCGGCAUGGUUCAAGGACGAGAACAAAUUUAGAUACGAUAUUGAAUGCAAGUGGCUACGAACCGAGGAACGAGUCAUACGUAUAUCUGAAGGCAGAUGUCCACCGUUUCCAACAACAACCCAGCCACCUCCAUCGACAACAAAACGAAGCCUUCUGCCUCCGUGGCUGAGACGCAGGAUGAAGAAAAAGAAGAAGAAGAAGCCACUUCUCAGCAUAAGGACGAAACAAACGCUCAUGAGCGUGUUCUCUCUUGGUAAGAACCAUAAAUAUAGGAUCAUCACUCGAAAGCGUCUUUCAACUCUUCUUCCUCGUCUAACCUCAUCGUUUCGAGAUUUCGGAAGAGGGAAGAGUGGUGCAGAAUCGCGUUGA
Ostertagia ostertagi is the source of this 495-nucleotide messenger RNA. The record is from the annotation of a GenBank genome assembly. Lineage: Eukaryota; Metazoa; Nematoda; Chromadorea; Rhabditida; Trichostrongylidae.